AUGGGAGAAGAAGAAGACGUCUCGAGUGUUGUUGCCAGCUCAAUUACAAUGGAUAGUGAUGAAUUAGGCGACAGGGAAUCGGUGUACGCCGUUAGAGAUGCCCUUGAAUCUGCUCAAAAUGGGGAUUCUGAUCUUUAUGCUCAGCUUGUCGGAAUCAUGUACCUUAAAGAAAAUUCUGAUUUCGAUAAAGUGGCACAGCUUGAGUCACUCUUGAAAGUCCUGCAAGGUUCUCUGUCUUGCAUAGAUGUAGUUCACCAUCGAGAUCUUCUUUCUUCUAUUUUUAGGAUGAGCUUGUGGGAUCACACGCCUAGUGUCAUGGACGCAUUGGUGGACCUAGUCGUGUCACUGGCUGCUACUAGUGGAAAGUUUCUGGACCAUUGUUUGAAUAUGCUCAUAAGCAAUUUCCUUCAGCCUUCUUUUGUGAUGCAUAAACUUUCGCAACCUCGUGCACUCGCCAAGAAGCAGGAAGUUCUUCCCCGGGUGCAUGCUGCUCUUCAACAGAUUUCUUAUUUGGUUCCUCUUGCUCCCUCGAAAUUAGCGCCCAUACUUGCCCAGAAGAUGCCUAAAAUACACGUAAAGGAUCAUUUGGUGGUAACGUAUGUGGAUAACUUGUUGAAGUUGGAGAAUAGCUCGAUUGGAAAAGUUGUUGGCAGCGUGAUUCUUAGGGUGGUGAUGGAUAGGCUGCGAGAUUUGGAUUUGGAGAUUGGGUGGGAUGAUAUUCUCCAAGAGGAUUCUAAUAGAGGAAUGUUUGAUAUGGAACUUGAAGAUGCAGUUGAAGGAGCUAUGGAUGAAGGAGACGAGUUUCCAGUGGGGUCUCUAAAUCAAAAUACUAGUGAUGGAAAUGUAGUCUCUGAGUUGUUGGACAAAUUGAUGGUCCUAUCUUUUGAGCAUCUUGAAUCAUGUCAAAAUUCUGGUCGUCUGGAUGAGGUGUUUGAAAUCCUCUUCGAGUCGUUUGAGAGCUACAUUCUGAACACGUACAAAUCAAAAUUCUCACAGUUCUUGAUGUUCUAUGCAUGCUCACUAGCUCCUGAAACUUGUGGUGUAAAAUUUGCCAAUAAGCUGUUGGACAUAUAUCUCUCCAGCAACAAACCUCGGGUUACGAGGAUGAGUGCAGUGGCUUAUCUAGCUAGCUACUUGUCUCGUGGAAAGUUUUUGCCGGCUUCUUUUGUGGCUACCAUGUUGAAAAGAUUGGUGGACGAGUGUGAGGAUUAUUGCAGAACAUGCAAUGAUGAUGUUAGGCCAGAAACACAUCAAGUUUUCUAUUCUGGAUGUCAGGCAAUCUUGUACGUGCUAUGCUUCCGGAUGAGAUCCAUUUUGAAUGUUCCUUGCUUUGAGUUGCAGAUUACACCAUUGGAGUCGAUUUUAUCUCACAAACUAAACCCAUUGAUGGUGUGCCUUCCGUCUGUAGUUUCCGAGUUCCUUAAACAAGCCAAAGCUAGUGGUCUGUUCAUCGUCUCAGAGGCCUUCGUUUUCGACGACCUACUCGAGUCUGAACUCUCUCGUGCGUUUGGUGGCUAUGAAAGGCUUGAUACAUUCUUCCCCUUCGACCCUUGCUUGUUGAAAAUCUCUAACAGCUUUAUCUCACGGAACUUCAUGUACUGGUCAAUGGUGAAAACGACUUAUGACGAAGAUGAGGAGGAUGAGAUGUGUCCUGAGGUCAUAGUGAAUGGAGAUGCAGACAGUGAGGAGGACAGUGACGAUGACGAUGACGUGGAUGUUGAUAGCGAGGUGAACAAGAUGUCUAUGACGCCUAAACACUCCUUCAUGCUCGAAACAGAAACACUCUUGAAGAUGCCUUCUAGAAUCAGACCAAUCCACUAG
Molecule: messenger RNA, 1821 nt
Organism: Microthlaspi erraticum
Lineage: Eukaryota; Viridiplantae; Streptophyta; Magnoliopsida; Brassicales; Brassicaceae
Source: the annotation of a GenBank genome assembly